UCAUUGCCUUGCAGCAUCACAGAAGUGUAAGUCUGCACCCUGACCAUGGCUGAUUUUGGGGAAAUCCUGCGUAACAUAGGAGAGUUUGGAUUGUUUCAGAAGACCGUCCUCUUUGCUCUUUGCUUCCCAAACCUCCUCUUGCCUUUCCACUUUGCGAGCGUAAUUUUCACCCAGUCCGACCCGGAGCGGCACUGCAACACGGACUGGAUCCUCAGAGCAGCUCCUAACGUGACCACAGAGGAGCAGCUGAACCUCACCGUGCCCAGGGAGGAGGAUGGGAGCUUCAGCCGGUGUCGGAUGUUCGUCCCUGUGGACUGGGACAUCCAUGAUAUCAGGGAGUAUGGCCUCAAUGAAACGACAGGCUGCAGGGAUGGAUGGGUUUAUGGCAGCAUGCUGUAUGAAUCCACCAUAGUUACUGAUUUUGAUCUAGUUUGUGACCAGGCUCAUUUGUUGGGCAUUGCGCAGACGGUGUUGAUGGCUGGCAUCGUCGCUGGUUGUCUCUUAUUUGGACCUAUCGCUGAGUCGUAA
Gambusia affinis (western mosquitofish) is the source of this 528-nucleotide messenger RNA. RefSeq names its product solute carrier family 22 member 14-like. The transcript is spliced from 2 exons. NCBI's taxonomy places the organism in Eukaryota, Metazoa, Chordata, Actinopteri, Cyprinodontiformes, Poeciliidae. Bases 46 to 528 code for a protein of 160 amino acids. The record is from RefSeq and is a predicted model, not a curated record.